This is a messenger RNA of Dicrocoelium dendriticum, 495 nucleotides long. NCBI's taxonomy places the organism in Eukaryota, Metazoa, Platyhelminthes, Trematoda, Plagiorchiida, Dicrocoeliidae. The record is from the annotation of a GenBank genome assembly.
AUGGCUCUACUUCCGCUGCGGACCAAGUUCCGAGGACCGGCUCCAACCAUGCCGGAUCUCGAAAAGGAUAUUAUCGAUGAAGCUCUGUAUCUUUUCAAGUCUCUUAUAUUUUUCCGCCAAUAUGAGAUAAAGAGUGAAGCUGAUCGCGUUCUAGUAUAUCUCAUCCUGUACAUUUUGGAAUGCUUGAAGAAGAUGCUAAAGUGCCCAAACAAAGCGAUUGCCUCCAAAGAACUGUUGGCCAUGGGUAUCAGUCGAUUCGACAUCCCAGGCGAUCCGAAUUUCCCACGCGAGUUGAACAGUUUAUAUGCCAAACCCAAAACUUCGUCAGAAGCCGAAACCAUGCGUGCAUACAUGAGUCAGCUGCGACAAGAGCUUGGCACUCGUCUGAUCGACUUGGUCUAUUCGAACGAUAGCGCACCUCCGAGCAAAUGGUGGACCUGCUUUGCCAAACGACGCUUCCUUGACCAGUCUCUUACGCCUCCUGGAGCUAUCUGA